This is a messenger RNA of Peronospora matthiolae, 1692 nucleotides long. The record is from the annotation of a GenBank genome assembly. NCBI's taxonomy places the organism in Eukaryota, Oomycota, Peronosporomycetes, Peronosporales, Peronosporaceae.
AUGAAUCUCUUCCCAACGCCAACUGUAAAUGACAAUGAGACUCGUUACUGCUUCUUCCUGCCUGCUGCUAAUGCAAGUCCGACGUCCGACGAGUGUCUUCAGGAAGCAGAGAAUCGAUGCCGUGCGUUCCAGUCCUAUGCAGCACAACAGACGGAGGGAUUUCUAUGGCACAAACAUUCCUUUCAUCUGCAAGUGCAUCGAACCAGAGAUGGGCGUUAUAUUCUGUCUGGAUCGUCAGCUGUCGGCGAUGCGAUUCAAGACGAGUGGGUCGUGGCUAAAUUGGUGUUUGACAUCACCAAUGAGUUCCCAGGUGUCGUGGGACGUAUCGUGGACUCAGAUGGAGAGUUUUUGCUUAUUGAAAGUGCCGAAGCGCUGCCAGAUUGGGUCACACCGGAAACCUGCGAUCGUCGGGUAUUCGUGCUGAAUGGAAAGCUUCACAUUGCACCUCCUGCUCCUGCCAUCCGGAUCAGAAAAGAGAGGGAUUUGUUUGACGACGAUGCAUUAGAGCAAGUGCUGGACACCAGCUUGAACACGGAGGCCAGUACUGCGGUGCAGCAACUCAUUCAGUGUAAAUUGGACGAAAUACCGACCUACAUGCGUGAAAAUCGUCAAGCAGUGCACUGUUUAUUACCGGAGAGAGCUGCCCGAGUGCUUCUAGUGAAUAGAGAAUUGGUGGGCCCAGCAGUUGAAGCGUUUUACUAUCGAGAACCAAAGCAGACGGGCCUCGUAUGUGGCAAGAUGGCAACGUUCAUGCCGGAAGGGGAUGAAGUAGUGGAGCAGAGAGUCACAUUCUCGCGAGCGAUGUUUGCUCAGCUCAAGUAUCAGGAAUUCUUUCCACCAAAAGUGUUUCUUCGUCGCGAUGCACGUUAUCGUGUAAAGGAGAAGAGUGCAAAGGGCGUAGAAGAUGCUGACCGUGAUGCGCAAGCAGGAGAUCUUGGCGUUAAACUUGCCUGUGGUCUGGAAUUGCUCUAUGUUGGUAACGGUGAAGACCAGCUGGGCCGACAUUGGAAGCAGAUAAUCGAGGAAUCGCUGCAGCAAACUGACGUUAAGGUGCCAAUACAACCAAUCUCUGAGCCAGACGAUGACGAUUCGUGGCUGUACAUGCACCCCGACACGCUGGAAAGUCAACUGCAGCGUGCUGCUAAAGCUAAAGACCCUUCUGUUCCUGGUGGCGCCGACGACUUACAGCACAUGGCCGCUAUGUUUGGCAAUUUCGUCGAUGGUGUUUCGGGUGUUGGUGGCGUGGAAGGACCACAACCUGUUCAAUUCGAUGUGAGCUCCUUUAUGGACAUUCUAGGUGGCCACAAAGCUAAUGGUAAGGAUGAUGCAGGUUUGGAUGCACCCUGGGGAGAGCACUUUAUGGACGAGGAUGAGUCCAGUCAAAGUGACAGUAAUGAUGGAUCGGUUGGAGGAGGGAGCGACAUUGAUGGCGAUUUGGCCUUCGAAAUGAGUGAAAUGGAAAUGGCGCUUAAAGGAACCAAGGCUGCAAAAAGCUUUCGCUGUUCGGGCGACGCAGAGAAUGAUCAAGGAGACGUUGAGUUUUCCGCACGAGGAAGUGAGUCGCUCAAGCCGCUGGACCUGGAUUACAAUUUGCUGUCCAACUUGCUUGAGUCAUUCGCAUCUCAAGAGGGUCAUCCUGGACCCGUCAGCACUAUCCUAAACGAAAUGGGAUUUUCCAAGACAUCACUAUGA